AAAGAAGCCAGGAGCCGCGAUGAGCCACGCCUGCGACUGCCAGAGCGCCAGCCAAGGAGACACUGUCCAGAAGGAGAUGACCCCUAGUAAGAAGAUCCCUGUCCUUGUGGAUGGGGUUGUACUCAAUGGACCUCAAACUGAUGUGAAAGCAGAAAAAUUUGUUGAAGAAGUCUGCCGGCUUGUCAUGGAAGAGGUGGUUUUGAAAGCUACCGAUGUCAAUGUAAAGGUGUGUGAGUGGCAGCCUCCUGAGCAGCUGAGGCAGCUCCUGGAUCUGGAGAUGAGGGACACAGGAGAGUCACAGGACAAGCUGCUGAAAAUCUGCCAAGAUGUCAUUCACUUCAGCGUCAAAACCAACCAUCCAAGAUUUUUUAACCAGCUGUACGCUGGCCUUGAUUACUACUCCUUGGCGGCCCGGAUUCUAACAGAAGCUCUGAACCCAAGCAUUUAUACGUAUGAGGUGUCCCCAGUGUUUCUGUUAGUGGAAGAGGCGGUUCUGAAGAAAAUGAUUGAAUGUGUUGGCUGGAAAGAAGGGGAUGGAAUAUUUAAUCCAGGUGGCUCGGUGUCCAAUAUGUGUGCAAUGAAUUUAGCUAGAUACAGAUAUUACCCUGAUGUUAAGGAGAAGGGCCUGUCUGGUUUGCCAAGAUUGAUCCUUUUCACAUCGGCAGAGUGUCAUUACUCCAUGAAGAAAGCGGCCUCCUUCCUUGGGAUUGGCACUCAGAACGUGUACUUUGUGGAAACAGAUGGAAGAGGUAAAAUGAUACCCGAGGAACUGGAGAGACGAAUUGGGCAAGCGAGACAAGAGGGGGCUGUACCAUUUCUUGUCUGUGCCACUUCUGGUACCACCGUGCUGGGUGCCUUCGACCCCCUGGAUGAGAUUGCUGAGGUCUGUGAGAGGCAUGGCCUCUGGCUCCACGUGGAUGCCUCUUGGGGUGGCUCAGCUUUGGUGUCAAGAAAGCACCGCCAGCUCCUGCAUGGAAUCCACAGGGCUGACUCUGUGGCCUGGAACCCACACAAGAUGCUGAUGGCUGGAAUCCAGUGCUCUGCUCUACUUGUCAAGGACAAAACUGAUCUUCUUAAGAAGUGCUACUCUGCCAAAGCGACCUAUCUGUUCCAGCAGGAUAAAUUCUACGAUGUCAGCUACGACACGGGAGACAAAUCCAUCCAGUGCAGCAGGAGACCCGACGCCUUCAAGUUCUGGAUGACCUGGAAGGCCCUGGGCACCUUAGGACUGGAGGAGAGAGUUAACCGUGCCCUUGCUCUGUCUAGGUACCUGGUAGACGAAAUCAAGAAGAGAGAAGGAUUCAAGUUACUGAUGGAACCUGAAUACACCAAUAUUUGCUUUUGGUACAUUCCACCUAGUCUCAGAGAGAUGGAAGAAGGACCAGAGUUCUGGAAGAAGCUUAGCUUGGUGGCCCCAGCCAUUAAGGAGAAAAUGAUGAAGAAGGGAAGUCUCAUGCUGGGCUACCAGCCCCACCGAGGGAAGGUCAACUUCUUCCGCCAAGUGGUCAUCAGCCCUCAAGUGAGCCGGGAAGACAUGGACUUCCUGCUGGAUGAGAUAGACAGUCUGGGGAGGGAUAUGUAGCCACGGCUUCCAUUCCCCCAGAGGCAGCACUCCUGUCCUGGGGAGGGACACAGAUCCAGCGCAUCUGGACACACCCUAGGUAGAUGACAACCCUGCUGGUGAGAUUAGCAAACAUUCCCACUCCCACCAGAAAGCCAAAACACUACGCGAAUACUCCUAAGGGUUCUUUGGUUGCCUGCUGCUACCGGCUGUAGAAUGGAGAAAGCAGAAGCAAUAAAAAGUUAUUCCCUCAAAUGUCAUCCUGGAAACUACCCUGAGGAGGCUCUAGGCAGUGCCUGUGGAUGGAUAUUGGAUUGUCGGCUCUUACUGUUUAUUAAAGAACCUAGAAACACACAGUGUGGAGCCUACAGCAGCAAACCUCACAAUGCGGCCUCUGUGCCACCGCAAAAACAUCACCAAGGAACUUCACUAAAACCUCACACUCUCCAGCCUCGCCCCACACCAUCCAAAUCGGCAACUCUGGCUCUAGCAUCCCAAGUUUUAAUAAACACAAGUGGUGAGCCUUUCGCACAGUAAAAUCUGAGAAACGAUGGUCCAGGGAAAACUUUGGCUGGUGCUUUGACAGAAAAAGCCAGGCUUUGAAAAAUACAACUGUUGUGUUUGUACCACAAAUGUUCAGGGUGCCUGAAACAUGGCAAACUCUCUCUCUC
Microtus ochrogaster (prairie vole) is the source of this 2232-nucleotide messenger RNA. RefSeq names its product GAD like acidic amino acid decarboxylase 1 (gene Gadl1). Gene Ontology annotation, biological process: carboxylic acid metabolic process. The record is from RefSeq and is a predicted model, not a curated record. Gene Ontology annotation, molecular function: carboxy-lyase activity; pyridoxal phosphate binding. NCBI's taxonomy places the organism in Eukaryota, Metazoa, Chordata, Mammalia, Rodentia, Cricetidae. Gene Ontology annotation, cellular component: cytoplasm.